CUUUAACUAAAAAUUAAUAAUUAAUAAUGAUUUUAUAUUUUAAAAGACUAAAAAAGUGCUUUGCGCAAUAGCAAAUUCAUGAAUCUUGAAAUUUAUUAGAUUUAUUAACUUUUGACGUAACUGAUCCGUCCAAUUCCUCCUUAACUGCUAUUUAUUAUGUGUAUAAGUGAGGCCACGCUGAACAAAAUUGUGGACAAAAUGUUUAGGACGAGAAGGAGAGACUAAAACUAAUUAAGGACGUGGAAAUGAGAUACGUCCGAGCUUGGGAGACGGCACGUCAAGAGCAAAACGUACUGCGUUACAAAUUAAAGAUGGACGAGCUGGAAAAGACUUUAAAUAAUUAUUACGUACGCGAAAAAAACGAGAAUUGCGUGAAUAACGAAUUAAUACGUUAUCUGACAUGGCGUACAGCGUUCAUCGAGAAACGAAUCGAGCGAUGGCAGGAGAGGUAUGAUCGAGAGAAGAAAAUGUAUGAGAAAGAGAUUCACAAAUUACGCUAUGAGAUAGAAGAUGCUCGAAAAUACUUGGAGCAGCUUACAACGGAGUACUGCAGCAAUCAAGAAUUUAUCGACACAUAUCUCGCGGAGCAGGAGGCACUCCGAAGGCAGAAGGAACACGAGGAUCACGUGCAACGUUGCACAAUCAGGAUCCAAGCUUGGUGGCGGGGCGUCAUGGUGCGCCGGAAGUUGGGGCCGUAUCGACCCGAGGAGAAAAAGAAGAAGCGGCCUGUUAAGACGAAGAAAUAACUUCCCUCCCGGCUAAGUUACUCUUAAACAUACCGCGUCGACUUUAAUUUGUUCAAUCUGACAGAACGGACUAUUAAUCUACAGAGCGAUCUAACCAAGGUCACGGAUGAUUAACCGAUUUAACAUACCGUGUGUGUGUGUGUGUGAUAGUUUUAAGUCUUGAAAUUUUAAGAUAAAUAGUUUUUAUUAUUUUCAUUUAUUCAGCAAACUCAUCGAUGAGUUUCCGGUAGAGAAAGUGCGAUUUCUUGUAAGUUAUUUUCGUUCCUUGUCGAAAAAAAUAUUGAUUCUACUGAUCGAAACUAGAAUAUCGCGCAACAAAAAAGCAAUAUAUUUUUAGCUUAUUUUUUUCCGAUUCGUAUAUUGCUAUACGAUCUUCGCGAAAUCAAUGUAAGUACAAACAAACGUAUCGCCGCUUCUACUGCAUAGUUAUUGGAAAGCAUGAAAUUCUACGUUUGUAUCGAACAUCGCUAAAAAAAAAAAA
Messenger RNA from Formica exsecta, 1227 nucleotides. Its product is annotated as dynein regulatory complex protein 9-like. Gene Ontology annotation, cellular component: cytoplasm; motile cilium. The transcript is spliced from 3 exons. The record is from RefSeq and is a predicted model, not a curated record. Lineage: Eukaryota; Metazoa; Arthropoda; Insecta; Hymenoptera; Formicidae. Gene Ontology annotation, molecular function: protein binding. Gene Ontology annotation, biological process: cilium organization. The coding region runs from base 246 to 746 and encodes 166 amino acids.